AUGAUUAGUGGCUUCAGAAAUAUCAGCAGAGCCGAAAUACUUCAGAUAGCUUGCUUGAUCAAACAAGUCUCACUGCAAAAUAAGGACGUGAAUCCAUUCCUGUUUCAUUUUACUUAUAUUUUGAGAGUACAUAAGCAGUCAGGCACACAUAUCCAUACAACAAUAGACCAUUUGGCGACCCUCUAG
Messenger RNA from Clunio marinus, 186 nucleotides. Lineage: Eukaryota; Metazoa; Arthropoda; Insecta; Diptera; Chironomidae. The record is from the annotation of a GenBank genome assembly.